This is a messenger RNA of Frankliniella occidentalis (western flower thrips), 2439 nucleotides long. Its product is annotated as fat-like cadherin-related tumor suppressor homolog. Lineage: Eukaryota; Metazoa; Arthropoda; Insecta; Thysanoptera; Thripidae. Gene Ontology annotation, molecular function: calcium ion binding. The record is from RefSeq and is a predicted model, not a curated record. Gene Ontology annotation, biological process: heterophilic cell-cell adhesion; establishment or maintenance of epithelial cell apical/basal polarity. Gene Ontology annotation, cellular component: plasma membrane; protein-containing complex.
GUGUUCUUAACACAGAAAUUCAACAAGGCAAUACCAAGUAUAGCAACCUUCUAUAUUUUGGCUCAGAGGUUCAACCACAUGCUACAGUUCUGGGAUUUGAAACACUCUCAAGAGGUUUUACCGGUUGUUUGGAUGUUGUUCAGCUUUGGGGCACACCUGUUCCAUUACACUCUUCUAGUGCAAGUACAUAUGCUGGCCUCAAACGUUUAGCUAAUGUUCAAUUCACAUGUGGACCACCUUUGCCCCCUGGUCCAUGUAGUCAUCACCCUUGUUUGAAUGGUGGAACAUGCCGAGAUGAAAAUGACCCAUCCAAUAUAGAGGGCUUUUCAUGUUUGUGUGUUGAACGUUUCAAUGGUGUUCGAUGUGAAAGAGAGACAACUCCAUGUGCAUCCUCUCCGUGCUUGUACGGAGGACGUUGUAUUGCUCUACCAGGUGGAUCAUACAGAUGUGAAUGUGAAGAAGGACUAAGUGGUAAGAGAUGUGAGUAUGGACACUUCUGCUCUCCCAAUCCUUGUGGCAACGACUUGCCCUGCAAAGAGGGGGAUGAAGGUCCUCUAUGCAAAUGCUUAGUGGGUUUCACAGGAGAGUUGUGCUCCCAAGAUAUUGAUGAGUGUGCGUCGUCACCUUGCUAUAGUGGUGCGACUUGUGUGAACCAGCGAGGAACAUUCUACUGUGUCUGUCCCAUAAAUAUGACUGGUAUUGAUUGUGGUACUAGUGUCUUCCAUACUUCCAUAACAUCAUCUAUUUACAAUGUUACUUGGGAUGAAAUUCUGGGUAUUACAGUUACUCUCUUCCUCAUCAUCUUUUCGGUUGUGGGCUGUAUCUGUUAUCGUAGGUUUCGUAUAAAUAGACAAAACAACAGAGGUGGAAGUAACAUAAAUAAUGGGACAAAUAAGGAUAUGGUUCUUAAUUCAACACGUCUCACAAACUCUGAUUUUAAAAGAAGCUCUAAGCUGAGUAACCUAGAAGUUAGUCAGAGAGAGCCAUUGACAUGUCCUGCUCGGCCAGCGUCCUUUACUCCCAGCACUCACCAUGAGCAGUAUAUUGCAGCUACCUUAAACAAUUUAGAUACUUUAAGGAGCUAUGGUUCUGCCGGGGAUGAGUUAGAAAAUGUACCUGCUGAUUACCUUCGUAACUUAAACAGGCAAUCUCCUAUGAAUGUUGUAGGUGCCCCAAUUCAACUCCCUUUGAGUGAAAUGAGCAAGUUGAAUAAUGGAGGUAAGGCAGCAGAAGACUGCUAUCGUUCUCCAGGAUACCAUUGGGACAUUUCAGACUGGUCUCGACCAUGCCAGCCACCACUUCCGAACAUCACAGAGGUUCCGGGUAGUGAAGUGCCUGACUCCAGCAGUUUCCACAGUGAUGAGAGUAAUGAAGGCAGACCAAAUCUUAGCGUCACAUUACCCUCAAUGGGUGAAACUAUCAACGGCCUACGUGAUAUGGAAACAUUAAACGAAGAAGACUGUGUUGAUGACUCUGAGGACAUUGAUGCUCACAGCUAUUUGCUGCAUCCGAACAACAAUUUGCCUCACAACCCACUGCCUGAGUCUGACGAUGAAGAUGUUUCCCCAUACAGCUAUAAUGGACACCACCAUCAACGAACAUCUUUACUCAGAAGCCAAAGUGAUCUUUCUACCAAUUUGUGUGAUAUUGAUGAUUCUGAAGUUGAAGGGGCUGAUAUUCAUCGACCAUGGACUAAGGUCACCCAAACAUCUGUAUGACAACAGCAUUGCUGGGAACCUCCCAGCUCAUUCAUGCAUUUCAAAGACAUGGCCAUUGCCGUUUAUUAGUGAUUAUGAAUUGAAAAUGAAAUGCUUUGAGUAUCCCCUUUAACUUUUGCUUUAGUCUGUAAGGUUUUAAAUUAAUCUCACAACCAAAAGAAGCCUUUUCUUGCAUUUGUGGCUGUAAAAAUAGGUUUCUUUUAAAGAAUGUUUGCUAACUUGUUAACUUGUAUAUUUCGAAGCUAAAAAUAUCUAUGCUGGGGCCAUUAGAAUGUGGUGCAUCUCCUAUUUUCUGUGUCUGAUUAAUAUAAUAUCACUGGCUUGCCAGUUGAAAAAAAUUCUACUUACAUUCUUAUUGCAGUAUUAAUUUCUUUAAAAGACUGCUUUCAUUACUUUAUCUUUGACCAAGUGUUUUAUAAUUUUCCUCUCUUGAUGGAAUUGUCAGUUUUGUUAAAUGGCAAGUGAACUGUUGUAAUCAGUGCCUUCUUGUAAAAUGAGAUCCCCCUCCAUUAGCUUUCUAGUGUUUGAUCUCAUUCAUUUCUUAAAUUAUUAAGCUUCAGUUGAGAAAAGAAAAUUGUUUUGAGUGGGGUAGCUAGAGAAGACUGACUGUGUCAUCAGGCAAACAGUCUGAACAGAUUUGCCUUGUUGUACACCAAUGUGUGAUGAGAAACUUUAUUUGGUUAGCCAUUCAAAUAAUUGGAAAUGAAAGGACUGAUAAGGA